GAUAAAGCGGUAGACGAUGGAUGGAAUAUGCAGAUCAUGAAAUAUCCCAUAUUGAACUUUUUUCAUACGAUGUGAUUGUUUCACUAACUUUUGUUUACGGUAUGGCAGCAGGAGUAUAUUUUAGUGUUCAUCAUGUAAUUUAACGUCUAGUUAAGUAACAGAAACAAACAGUGUCAUCUGAAUUAUAUCCCCUGCACAUCAGUACAUGACCUGUGCCUGACUGUGUCUGAUAAAAUAUUAUGAUGGAUGAUGACAAGGAGGAAGAGAUGAGGGUAAAGAAAGAGAGGGGGACAACAAGAAAAGAGGAGACAACAAGACAGACACCAAAAAGAUCCUCCAUGCUAAAUUAUUCAACAUUUGGUUUCUGAUAGUUUGCCACUGGCCCUGCUCGCUGCUGCCUACUCUGUCACAGGCUGUGUGUGUGUGUGUGUGUGUGUGUGUGUGUGUGUGUGUUGACAGGUGCUUGGUGGUGUAAUGUUCAGGUGGUUCAGAUUGCCAGACGAGUAUUUACUUAAUUAAACUGACAUAUACUGUAUGUAACAUACACUCACACAACGACUCAUCUCUCUCUCUCUCACACACACACACACAGCUGCAUGGUCCUCAGAGGAUGAACUCUUUCCAUUUCCAACAUUUAAUUCUGAAGGGAACACGACACACGUGUUGGACUUACCACAUUAGAUUGUUUUGUUCUAAUACUUUGUCACUUUAUGGCUGCAUAUUUUCUCUUGUAAGUCAUCAUUAUCAGCUAUAUAGUCCUCAUUUACACGUCAUCCCCGAUUCGUUCCUCAAUAACUAAUCACAUUUUUAUGUACUGUAUUGUAAAGUGUUUCCAUUUUUAUCACUUUUUCUAGUUUACUUACAUUGUCCUUUGUGCUCCUCAGUCAGGAAACACAGUUUUAUCCUGAAUAACAUGCAGAAGUUACAUGGCAAUGAGAGCCUGUAGUGUAUUUAUCUAUACAGAAAUCCAACACCACGGGACACACCUGAGGAGGAAGUGACGUCUUGUUGCCAUGGGUGAUAGCGGAGGUUGUGGGUUAACAAAGUCUGAGUGUGACAGACAGAGAGGGAGGGGGAGAGAGAGGAGGAGGAACUGUGAACUGUUGCUACAGUGAAAAGUUCAAACUGAUCUGACAGGUAGCACAAGGCUGGAUUUGAUCAGAUAUAUAUUUUUUAAAGAGAUUCUUUUUUCUUCUUCUUUGUAGACAGUUAAGAAAGGAAGUGGAGGUCACAAACCAGGAUUGUCUUUUGCGUGAACCUGUUUGACUGGAACAUGUCUGAUAUUGGACCUGCUUUUCUCCUGGGUGUCUGUUUUUUGGUAUCAUGUAAAGGGAAUUUCAGUUUUUUCAGAUGAACCCAGGGAAGAGAGACAGAGGUGACAUGUGGCUGUGUGAUCUGGCAGUGGCAGUGUUUCUGAUGACGGCUCCAGCUCUGCCUGCUGCCCUACUGACUUACACCUGACUCAUACUUUGAGGAAACAGAAAUUAUACAUAACAUCAGAUCAAUUCAAACCGUUUUUUCGUUGUGGGCAUCAGACUCUGUGUGAGUCCGUACGGUGCACGUGAAGAUGUACAAGCGUCGGGACUAUGUGGAACUCUAUGAGAAGGAUCAGGCCAAAUGGGCGCUGGUUCGCAACGUCAACACUGCGAUGAAACAGAGCACACUGCUGCCGGGCGACUAUGUCUGGUUGGACCUGAAGACCGGUCGGGAGUUUGAGGUACCGAUCGGUGCAAUGGUCAAACUCUGUGACUCGGGACAGAUCCAGGUGUUGGAUGAUGAGGGAAAUGAGCAUUGGAUCUCCCCCCAGAAUGCCACCAACAUUAAGCCAAUGCAUCCCACCUCCAUCCACGGGGUGGAGGACAUGAUCCGCCUGGGGGACCUCAACGAAGCUGGCAUUCUGCGUAACCUGCUCAUCAGAUACACAGAAAAGCUCAUAUAUACGUACACCGGCUCCAUCCUGGUGGCCGUCAACCCUUAUCAGCUGCUGCCCAUCUACACUGCCGACCAGAUCCGCCUCUACACCAACAAGAAGAUUGGUGAAAUGCCGCCGCACAUCUUUGCCAUCGCUGACAAUUGUUACUUCAACAUGCAGAGGAACAACCGCGACCAGUGUUGUAUCAUCAGUGGUGAGUCUGGAGCUGGGAAGACAGAAAGCACCAAACUGAUCCUUCAGUUCCUGGCAGCCAUCAGUGGUCAACACUCCUGGAUAGAGCAGCAGGUCCUGGAGGCCAACCCUAUACUAGAAGCCUUUGGCAACGCGAAGACUAUCCGCAAUGACAACUCGUCUCGUUUUGGGAAAUACAUCGACAUCCACUUCAACAAGAGAGGAGCGAUUGAAGGAGCCAAGAUUGAGCAGUACCUGCUGGAGAAAUCCAGAGUGUGUCGACAGGCCUUCGACGAGAGGAACUACCACGUCUUUUACUGCAUGCUGAAGGGAAUGACGGCGGAUGAGAAGAAGAAACUGGGGCUGAGCAAGGCCACAGACUACACCUACCUCACCAUGGGUAAGUGCACAGUGUGCGACGGCCGAGACGACUUGAAAGAAUACUCCAACAUCCGCUCUGCGAUGAAGGUACUAAUGUUCACAGACAAAGAGAACUGGGAGAUUUCUAAACUGCUGGCCGCUAUUUUACACAUGGGCAACCUCAGAUAUGAAGCCCGGACCUACGACAACCUGGAUGCCUGCGAGGUCGUCCGCAGCCCUCACCUCACCACUGCUGCUACACUGCUGGAGGUGGACAGUAAGGACCUGAUGAACUGUCUCACCAGCCGAACUCUAAUCACCAGAGGAGAAACCGUCUCCACUCCGCUCAGCAUGGAACAAGCUCUGGACGUGCGCGAUGCUUUCGUCAAGGGUAUUUACGGCCGCUUGUUUGUGUGGAUCGUGGAGAAGAUCAAUGCCGCCAUCUACAAGCCUCCGUCCUCACAGCCCAAAUAUCUCAGACGCUGCAUCGGACUGCUGGACAUCUUCGGCUUUGAAAACUUUACUAUAAACAGCUUCGAGCAGCUGUGCAUCAACUUUGCCAACGAGAACCUGCAGCAGUUCUUCGUGCGUCACGUCUUCAAGCUGGAGCAGGAGGAGUACAACCUGGAGCACAUCAACUGGCAGCACAUCGAGUUCACCGACAACCAGGACGCUCUGGACAUGAUCGCCAUCAAACCCAUGAACAUCAUCUCGCUCAUCGACGAGGAGAGCAAGUUCCCCAAGGGCACAGACACCACCAUGUUGUACAAGCUCAACUUUCAGCACAAACUCAACACAUACUACAUCCCUCCAAAGAACAACUAUGAGACUCAGUUUGGCAUCCAGCACUUCGCUGGAGUAGUUUACUAUGAAACAAAAGGCUUCCUGGAGAAGAACAGAGACACUUUAUACGGUGACAUUAUCCAGUUGGUUCACUCAUCCAAGAACAAGUUCAUCAAACAGAUCUUCCAGGCUGAUGUCGCUAUGGGAGCAGAGACCAGGAAGCGCUCGCCCACUCUGAGCAGUCAGUUCAAAAGAUCUCUGGAGCUGCUCAUGAGGACUCUGAGCGUCUGUCAGCCGUUCUUUGUUCGCUGCAUCAAGCCCAAUGAAUACAAGAAACCCAUGUUAUUUGACAGGGAGCUGUGUGUGCGUCAGCUGAGGUACUCAGGUAUGAUGGAGACCAUUCGUAUCCGCCGUGCAGGAUAUCCCAUCCGCUACACAUUCGUGGAAUUUGUCGACCGCUACCGGGUGCUCAUGCCUGGAGUCAAACCAGCGUACAAACAGGAGGACCUGAGGGGAACCUGUCAGAGGAUCGCUGAGGCCGUGCUCGGCCGAGAUGACGACUGGCAGAUGGGAAAGACCAAGAUCUUCCUCAAGGAUCACCACGACAUGCUGCUGGAGAUCGAGAGAGACAAGGCCAUUACUGACAAGGUCAUCCUCAUCCAGAAGGUGGUUCGAGGUUUCAAGGACAGGUCUAACUUCCUGAAAAUGAGGAAGUCGGCUGUGUGGAUCCAGAAGACAUGGAGAGGUUAUCAGUGUAGGAAGAACUAUGGAGCUAUGCGAGCAGGCUUCUCUCGCCUGCAGGCUCUGGUUCGUUCCAGGAAGCUGUGCGCGUCGUAUCACGUGGCCCGUCAGCGGAUCACGGGCUUCCAGGGUCGCUGUCGGGGCUACUUGGUGCGCCGGGCGUUCAGACACCGGCUGUGGGCCGUCAUCACCAUCCAGGCCUACACCAGAGGCAUGAUCGCUCGCCGGCUGUACAAGAGGCUGAAGGGAGAGUACCGCAGGAGGCUGGAGGCGGAGAAGAUGCGUCUGGCUGAAGAGGCCAAACUGAGGAACCAGAUGUCUGCGAAGAAAGCGAAGGCUGAGGCCGAACGCAUACAUCAGGAGCGUCUGGCCCAGCUGGUCAAAGAGGACGCCGAGCGCGAGAGGAAGGAGAAGGAGGAGGCUCGGAGGAAGAAGGAGAUGGUGGAGCAGAUGGAGAAGGCUCGUUUGGAGCCCGUCAACGACUCGGACAUGGUGGACAAGAUGUUUGGUUUCCUGGGGACGACAAACUCUUUACCGGGGCAGGAGGGACAAGCCCCCGCCGGCUUUGAGGACCUGGAGCGAGCCCAUCAGGAGCUGGAGGUGGAGGAUCUGGACGAGGCUCUUCCUCUGCCCGAGGAUGACGACGAGGAGGACUUAUCGGAGUACAAGUUCGCCAAGUUUGCCGCUACCUACUUCCAGGGCACCUCCACGCACACCUACGUCCGACGACCUCUCAAACAGCCGCUGCUCUUUCACGAUGACGAGGGAGACCAGCUGGCUGCUCUGGCGGUGUGGAUCACGGUGCUGAGGUUCAUGGGAGAUCUGCCGGAGCCCAAGUACCACACGGCCAUCAGCGAUGGAAGCGAGAAGAUCCCCGUCAUGACCAAAAUCUACGAGACGCUGGGAAAGAAGACGUACAAGAGGGAGUUGCAGGCGCUGCAGGGGGAGGGGGAGACGCCUCCGUCCGACAGCCACAAGAAAAACAGCGUCCGACACAAACUGGUGUCUCUCACCCUGAAGAAGAAAUCCAAGAUCACUGAGGAGGUCACCAAGCGCCUUAACGAUGGCGAGCACGGUCUCCACGGUAACAGCAUGUUGGAGGACCGGCCGACAUCCAACCUGGAGAAACUUCACUUCAUCAUCGGCAACGGGAUCCUGAGACCAGCACUGAGGGAUGAGAUUUAUUGUCAGAUCUGUAAGCAGCUGAGUCAGAACCCAUCUAAGAGUUCCCACGCUCGCGGCUGGAUCCUCAUUUCUCUGUGUGUCGGCUGCUUCGCCCCGUCAGAAAAGUUUGUCAAGUACCUGAGGAACUUCAUCAACAGCGGCCCGCCGGGUUACGCUCCUUACUGUGAGGAGAGGUUGAGACGAACAUUCGUUAAUGGGACGAGGACACAACCUCCGUCUUGGCUGGAGCUGCAGGCCACCAAGUCGAAGAAGCCCAUCAUGCUGCCGGUGACGUUCAUGGACGGCACGACCAAAACGCUGCUAACGGACUCUGCCACCACAGCCAAGGAGCUGUGCAACGCCCUAUCUGACAAAAUCAACCUACGAGACCGCUUCGGGUUCUCACUCUACAUCGCACUGUUUGACAAGGUCUCCUCUUUAGGCAGCGGGAACGACCACGUGAUGGACGCCGUGUCGCAGUGCGAGCAGUACGCCAAGGAGCAGGGAGCUCAGGAGAGGAACGCCCCCUGGAGGCUGUUCUUCAGGAAGGAGAUCUUCACGCCCUGGCACUGCCCCACAGACGACAUGGUCGCCACCAACCUCAUCUACCAACAAACCGUGAGGGGCGUCAAGUUCGGAGAAUACCGCUGCGACAGGGAUGACCUGUCGGAGUUGGCCUCGCAGCAGUAUUACGUUGACUACGGUUCAGAGAUCCUUCUGGAGCGGCUGCUCAGCCUCAUUCCCUCCUACAUCCCGGACAGAGAGAUCAGCACCUCAAGGACGGUGGAGAAAUGGGCUCACUUCGUCAUGGCUGCACACAAAAAGGGCAUCUACACCCAGAAGAGGUUUGACCCUCAGAAGGUGAAGGAGGAAGUGGUGGACUUCGCUCGCCACAAGUGGCCUCUGCUCUUCUCUCGUUUCUACGAAGCUUUCAAGUUCUCAGGUCCCAGUCUGCCGAAAAAUGACCUGAUCGUUGCCGUCAACUGGACUGGAGUUUAUUUUGUAGACGAGCAGGAGCAGGUCCUCUUAGAGCUCUCCUUCCCGGAAAUAACUUCAGUUUCCAGCAGCAGUGGAGGAAAGUUACAGGGUCAGAGUUUCACUCUGGCAACCAUCAAAGGAGAUGAGUACACCUUCACUUCCAACAAUGCAGAAGACAUCCGCGACCUGGUGGUGACCUUCCUGGAAGGCCUGAGGAAGAGGUCCAAGUUCGUGGUUGCGCUGCAGGACAACCCCAACCCCGCAGGGGAGGAGUCAACAUUCCUGAGCUUCCUGAAGGGAGACCUGAUCCUGUUGGACCAGGACACCGGCGAGCAGGUCCUCAACUCAGGUUGGGCGCACGGCGUCAACGAGCGAACCAAUCAAAGAGGAGAUUUCCCGGCUGACUGUGUGUAUGUCCUGCCCACCAUGGCCAGACCUCAGCAAGAAAUAGUGGCGCUGGUAACCAUGACACCUGACCAGCGACAGGAGUCGGUUCGUGUUUCGCAGCUCGUCAUGCCAGAGAGCGAAGGCAGAAUGAAGCCCUACACACUGGAGGAGUUCUCCUACGACUACUUCAGGCCUCCUCCCAAACACACUCUGAGCAGAGUGAUGGUCACAAAGAAUCGUGGGAAGGACAAACUGUGGAGCUGCACCAGGGAGCCACUCAAGCAGCCGCUGCUGAAGAAGGUCGUCAACCACGAGGAGCUGUCUCAGGACGCCUGCAUGUCCUUCAUAGCUAUGAUGAAGUACAUGGGCGACUACCCGUCCAAACGGACGCGCUCGGUCAACGAGUUGACGGACCAGAUCUUUGAAGGAGCGCUGAAGGCCGAACCCCUGAAAGACGAGAUCUACUGUCAGAUCAUCAAACAGCUCACCGACAACCACGUCAAGUACAGCGAGGAGAAAGGCUGGGAGCUGCUGUGGUUGUGCACCGGUCUGUUUCCUCCCAGUAACGUGCUGCUGCCCCACAUUCAGCGUUUUCUUCAGUCCAAGAAGCAUCACCCGCUCUCUGGAGACUGCAUGCAGAGGCUGCACAAAGCGCUACGAAACGGAUCCAGGAAGUAUCCCCCUCAUUUGGUGGAAGUGGAGGCCAUCCAACAUAAGACCACCCAGAUCUUCCACAAAGUCUACUUCCCUGAUGACACAGAUGAGGCGUUUGAGGUGGAGUCCAGCACCAAAGCCAAGGAUUUCUGCCAGAACAUCUCGACCCGGCUGCUGCUCAAAUCUCCUGAAGGCUUCAGCCUCUUCGUCAAGAUCUCGGACAAGGUGAUCAGUGUGCCAGAGGGAGAUUUCUUCUUUGACUUUGUCAGACAUUUGACAGACUGGAUCAAGAAAUCUCGACCAGCUAAAGAGGGUAUCGUUCCCUCUCUGACCUAUCAGGUGUUCUUCAUGAAGAAGUUGUGGACCAGUACAGUUCCGGGGAAGGACUCCUUCGCCGACUCCAUCUUCCACUACUACCAGGAACUGCCUAAAUAUCUGCGUGGCUACCAUAAGUGUUCACGAGAAGAGGUUUUCCAGCUUGCAGCACUCAUCUACCGCGUCAAGUUCGAGGAUGACAAAUCCCACUUUCCUACAAUUCCCAAGAUGCUUCGGGAGCUGGUUCCCCAGGAUGUCAUUCGUCAGAUGUCACCGGAUGACUGGAAAAGGUCUGUGGUGGCAUACUUCAACAAGCAGGCGGGCAAAUCAAGGGAAGAGGCCAAACUGAUGUUCCUGAAGAUCAUUUACAAAUGGCCGACCUUUGGCUCCGCCUUCUUUGAGGUCAAGCAAACCACUGAGCCAAACUAUCCAGAGAUCCUGCUGAUCGCCAUCAACAAGCAUGGAGUCAGUCUCAUUGACCCGAAGACGAAGGACAUCCUGAUCACCCACCCCUUCACCAAGAUCUCCAACUGGAGCAGUGGGAACACCUACUUCCACAUCACCAUUGGCAACCUGGUCAGAGGAAGCAAACUGCUAUGUGAGACCUCAUUGGGCUACAAGAUGGAUGAUCUGCUGACUUCGUACAUCAGUCAGAUGCUGACCACCAUGAACAAGCAGCGCCCCGGGCGGGGCCAGAGCAAGUGAACUUCUUACUGGCAGGAGGCGGCUGAGCUCAUCCGGGUCUUGCGCCCUAUAGGUCAGCACUGCAGUUGGGGGCGGACCUUCGCCAACCAGCUGUGGAGCAUGAGCCGCAGUCCUUCUGCUAGCUCCGAAGGGUCAAAGGUCUCCGGGGCGAGCGCAGUUGCCAGUAGCGACGACGACCCCGGCGAAGGCCCCAGCAACUAUAACCGCUACCAUUACAACUACAUUGAGGACGAUCCGUCCAGUGAGGAUGACUACCUCUAACACCUCCAACAGGUGGGGUUCAGGAUUCACUGGUCAGAAAUACAGUGUGGAGUCAGUACAACUGUACAUCAAACUGAGAACUCUGCUUCUAGUUGUCACAUCAACGCCAAACUCGAGGUUUGUGCUGCCUAAAAACAGUUUGAUGUUCUUGUGACAGUUAACUUUACAAACUGGCGUAGUGAUCGAGCUCUGGACAGAGUGAAGCUACACUUUGUGUCCACAGACAUUUUACACCAGUGAUUUUAUGAAUUGUCAAAGGUUCUGGGCUGUAGGUACAGUACAAUCUACGUGGUCUCAGUUAGAGUAGACGUUUCACUCCCUAACUGUGACUUAAGCUGACGAGAGCUGCAAGACAAUGUUCAUCUGGUAAUACCAUGUUACACUAACUGCUGUAGUGAUUUGAGCAUUUUAACAAGGUACCUGCAGGUAAAAAUCUCAAAACGCAUUGAAAAGCCUUAAAUUUAAUUUCCAAGGUUUUAAAUGUUUUUCUCUUGGCUGCUGUCAACAGAACUGUCAGUUAUGACUUUGAUAAACAGUGGUGAACAGUGGAUUGUGCUGCAGUAGCUCUAAAGUUUUGAUUGUAGCAAUUCAUUAUUUUUAAUUGGUUAAUCCAUUUAUUUUCAUUGCAGGCCACAUCAAUUGACUCUUUAUAUUACUUGGAAUUAUUGUUUCAUACAGCUGGGAUGUUCUGACGAAAUGUGAAUGUCAAUAAGUACAUGUACUUACUUAAUAAUUCUAAGCCUCGUUGUCCCCACUGGUUUUCCAUCUUUACCAGUAUAAUUGUAUUAAAUUAAAUAAUAUUCAGUUUUGUAAGAGUCUCACAUUUAAUUUGGUGAACACUUCAGAUAAACUAAAUGCAUGUAAACAUAUGAAUGGGUAAACAUGUUUGAUUUACGUAACAACAUGACGACCUCUGGCAUCUAAAAAUACCAACGUUUUCAUCCAUCCAACAAAAAAGUGUGUUUGUAAUGAGCAGUACAUCAUUACAGUGAAGCUGUAGGCAUCUACUCUUGCUCCUGUCUUGCCUGGUGCAUCUUAAAACAAUGACAAAGUCACAGAGUUGCAGAGUUAAACAACUCGUUGAGGUUUUUUAUUGACCGUUUCUUAUCGAGGGGUAACUGCUGUAGUUUUAAGUGCUGACCUUUGGAGAAUAUCAUUUGAAGUGAUUCAAAAUUCCUCUCGUUCAGAAGUUUUCUGGCCUUAUACUCAAGCUAACUGAAGUGGGAUCAUGAGGUCAUUUGUGUGCAAACUGUGUGCUACCAUUUCAUUUGUGGUUUUUGUUUGUUGAUACUGUAUGUUUACAGCUCUUUCGUUUUUUGCCGUUUAUAAUCAGCCGUUUUAUUUUUUACAUUACAUGCCUUAAUUGUUUCUCUAUUUAUGUUUGAAACUACAUUACCCAGCAACCUGUGGGGUGCAGCUGCUGUUCUUACGGGGCUUUUGUAACAUUCCUGUACAUUUACAAAACUAGUUCAACUCAAGGGCCACUUAUCAGCUUUUUCCAUGGUGUUUUAGUUGCAUUUCCCUUCAUCAGGAGUUUCAGGACAUACACAUCCAACACCAGAAUUGCGAAGGAAACCAGUAGAUGCAGCUAAAAAGCUUAAGAAAAAGCUAGUAAGUUGGCCUUCAGUUAAGACCUCCUUUGUCAAAAACUAUCAUGUUUAACAAUCCAUUUUUUUAAUGCUUAAGAAAACAAAUUUCUUAACACAUGCUGACGUUUGUGGAUGAGAAUUGUGCACUUGUAACUCUGAGAUCUAGAUUUUCCAUUAUUGGGAUAAAAGGGAAAUUUCCAUGUGACUUUUUUCAGGUGAGAUUUUUUUUUUAAAUGUCCCGUUUACAAAAAAACCCCUCAUAUAUCAAAGUGUUAAACAAUGACUGAGAUAAAUAAAAACUACUAACUUGAGAGGAAUGGAAGUAAUAAGUGAGCACAUACUUUCACACAAAGGCUGAGCUGAAGAUUAUUUUUCACGUGUCUCGGUUUGAAAAAAAGUUGCUUAAAGUAAAAAAGUGACUCCAAAGUCCAAGACGUAAUUUUUCUCUUUGUCUGUUAUUGGCAGUUGUUUGGCAGUACGUUGUUUUCCCAGAAAACCAGAUCAACAUUUUGAAUAACUGUAAAACACUCACUGUGCUUCCCUCCAUCAGUCGCCUUACCUCCACAUAGAGCUGAAUUUAAAAAAAACUGGUUUAUUUUGUAGUGGCACUUUAACGUGUAGAAGAAGGUUCCUAUCAGUUUACGUUUCUAUAAAUCCAUGAGUAAAUUAAGUGUUAUGUUUAGCUAUGAAACAAUAAACUGGUUAUUUUAAUAUUAUAAUCCUAUACUAUAUAUAAUAUAAUCCCACCAUCAACAGUGUUUUUAAUGCUCUCUAAAACCCAGACCCAGAACUUUCCCCGUUUGUCCCACAAGAGAAAUAACACAUUCCUCUGCUUUGAUUCAUUAGUCAUUUAAAAAAAUCUAAUCUCUGACAAAGAUUUAGACAUUUUCUUAUUUAGUCUUUUUUUUCUCCUAUAUUUGGUGAAACUCUGGCUCAUCCUUCUUCCACUCACCUGCACUGGAGGUUUUGUUUGUAUCAUGAACAAAGACACUGGUAUUUUAAUUGUGCCAAUCAUUUCAUUUGAUACCUUCAUGUUCACAUUGUUGUUGUUUUCCGGACUAAUGCAAACGUCUGUCCUAAUUUAUUAUAGGUGGUUUGUUGAGUUUUGUUUUGUCUGUGACUGUAACUCAAAAAAUCUCGACUUGUCUUUGUAAUGUGAGCUCUCACUUUUGUAUGAAGCAUUAAAUACAUUUGUUUUGACAUUACUGAUAUAAAUGAAUUAUUAACUCA
This is a messenger RNA of Scophthalmus maximus (turbot), 11271 nucleotides long. It is a transcript of the gene myo7aa, whose product is annotated as myosin VIIAa. Gene Ontology annotation, molecular function: cytoskeletal motor activity; ATP binding; protein binding. The transcript is spliced from 49 exons. Lineage: Eukaryota; Metazoa; Chordata; Actinopteri; Pleuronectiformes; Scophthalmidae. Bases 1568 to 8191 code for a protein of 2207 amino acids. The record is from RefSeq and is a predicted model, not a curated record. Gene Ontology annotation, cellular component: cytoskeleton; myosin complex.